Molecule: messenger RNA, 1733 nt
Organism: Bombyx mandarina (wild silkworm)
Lineage: Eukaryota; Metazoa; Arthropoda; Insecta; Lepidoptera; Bombycidae
Gene: Aatf
Product: Apoptosis antagonizing transcription factor
Biological process (GO): regulation of transcription by RNA polymerase II
Cellular component (GO): nucleus; nucleolus
Source: RefSeq, a predicted model, not a curated record
UUUAUAAUUUUAAUUAAAUUUUAAAUAAAAAAAAAACUAUUUAAAUUAAAAUGAAAGCAAAGACUAAGAAAUCGGUGAAAAUAAUGUUAUCUGACAAAGUAGCUGACGCACUAACACUAAAACCACGAGUGGAUAUCGAAGACGACCAAGUGUUUGGCACGAAACCACAAACCGUUUCACGUGCCGAUUUAGGAUCUUCGGACAGCGAGGACGAAGCAGCCAUCAGUGAUUUUCGUAAACGUAACGUUAAUUUACUGAGCGAAGUCAGUAAAAAGUACGAAGGUCAAGUAAUAACGCGAAAAGAUUUGAGUAAGUUUAGUGAUGACAGUGAUGAGUCCGGAGAUGAAAGUGACUAUGAUAAAACUAGUCAGGAUGAUAAAGACGGAACCCCUGAAGAAAAAAUUACAGAUGAUGAACUUACAAAAGCACCAGAUACUGACUCUGAUAAUUCAUCAGAUGGAGAAAGUGAUGAUUAUAGUAUUACCAAAUUUCAGACAAAAACGCAAUUGGAUGAUGAUGUUAGCGAUGAUGAUGAUGAAGAUGAAGAUGAAGGUUAUGAUAUAAGUCAACUAGAAGAACCGCUAGUUGAGGAUUUCCAACAUGUAAAAAGACAAAAUAUUUCCGAGGAAGCAAAGAAAGGUAACUGUGUAAGAAAUCAACUCCUUGUUUGGGAAGGGCUGUUGGAGAUGAGGAUACACCUGCAGAGAUGUGUGAAUAGUGCCAAUCAAAUGCCAAUGCCAGAGACAUGUAAUGAACUGAAGAACAGCAAUGAAUUUGUGGAAGAAAGUAAUAAUACAAAGUUAAAUGUAGCUACAGUUUUAGAUAAACUCUUAACACUGCAAAACAUACUAUUCAAUAAUUACCCAGAAACUAAAACAUUAACCACCAACAAACGAUCAACGGCUCCAUCGAAAGUGGAACAGAAACAAGAGAGCGAUGAAGAAAUACCUAGUGACACUGAAGAUGAAGAAAUUCCAUCUGACACCGAAGAAGAUGAAUCUCCUGUAUCUAAAAAUACAAACGAAUCGAAAAAGUCCAAUGUACCAGCAAACCUUCCAAAGAAACGUAAACUAGAUGACUAUGAAAAAGAAAUUUCAAUAUCUCAUAAAGCCUUCAAACCGUUCCGAGAUGCAUCUAUUCAGAAAUGGAAUGAAAAAACUAGGUUAGCUACAGCAUCGAACAUUAAAAAUGCUCCAACGAACACAGUUCUGCAACAAAUUUCAUAUAUCUUAUCUGACAGAGAUAAAUUAAUACGAAGAACACAAUUAAAAAGAACAGAGUAUGAUAUAGUUGGCUAUAGUAAAGCUGUUAACAACGAAAAUGACUCGGAAAACGUAACCAAGAACAGGAAAGAUGAUGAUGAAUACAUACCUGAAAUAUUUGAUGAUAAUGAUUUCUACCAUCAGUUAUUAAGAGAGCUAAUUGAAUGUAAGUCUGCUGACAUAUCUGAUCCAGUUCAGCUGAGCAGACAAUGGAUAGCUCUACAGCAAAUGAGGAGUAAAAUGAAAAGGAAAGUGGAUACUAAAGCUACAAAAGGGCGGAAGAUUAAAUAUGUAGUACACAAUCAGCUAGUUAAUUACAUGGCACCUGAGAAGUGCUUAACAUGGACCGAAGAAAGCACGAAUGAAUUGUACAACUCUUUGUUUGGAAAAAUGUUCGAACAUAAUAAUACAGGACUGGGUGGUGAUGUAGGAAAUAUAUUUAAAUUAAAAUAAUGCUAAAUAAAAUAUAUU